UAUUUGUUAGGUUGUCUGGGGUUCGAUUCUUUUCUAUUCUCCGAUCAUCCAGUAAGAAUGAGUACAGCUGCUAGGCUUACUCGUACUGAUUUGAAUGUGAAAAGCCAUCUCUGUGCCUUUUACUCUUUCAACGAGUACGUUUGAAACAUCAAAUACAGCGACAGAUAGCUUAUGUGGCUUGUAAAUACAGCGUUUCAAACGAAAAACCCAAGAAUAACAAAUUAGCCUGGUCGAAUGAGCGAUUGAAAGUCCCAACGUAAUACCAAGUCUGUCGCCGGGAAAGCCAAGAAAUCAUCGAUGAUGUUUAAUUUGAAAGUCUUGUCCAUUCGCCUUGGUUUCUUAUGUAUAUUAUGGCUGGGUUUUUUUCAAGAAACUGUGUUCGCUGCAGUGGAAGAAUGUGCUGUCAAAACAGAAUGUAAGCCAGGAGUUAUUCUUCCAGUAUGGAAAGGAGACCCUUCGACGGGAGCGCGUAUCGGCAGAGCUUUUGUAUAUCUUCUGUCUUUGUUAUUUUUCUUCUUAGGCGUAUCUAUAAUUUCAGACCGUUUCAUGUCAUCUAUAGAAAUUAUUACAUCGAAGGAGAAAGAAAUAAAAGUAAAGGACAAAGUGAACGGCAAAGAAAGAGUUGUUACUGUCAAAAUUUGGAACGAAACUGUGUCCAAUUUAACUCUCAUGGCACUCGGUUCUUCUGCGCCCGAAAUAUUGCUGUCUGUUAUUGAAAUCUGUGGAAAUCAGUUUGAAGCGGGAGAACUAGGUCCAUCUACAAUUGUAGGCUCUGCAGCAUUCAACCUUUUUGUUAUCAUUUCCGUGUGUAUCUAUGUUAUUCCUGAUGGUGAAGUCCGCCGAAUCAAGCAUCUUCGAGUAUUUGCCAUAACGGCAGCCACGUCGGUUUUUGCUUACAUCUGGCUAUACUUGAUUCUAGCGGUGAUCAGUAAAGGAGUUGUCGAAGUUUGGGAAGGUGUCCUUACUUUAGCUUUCUUUCCCCUUCUAGUUGGAUUUGCUUACAUAGCGGAUCGAAAGCUGUUAUUCUAUCGAGCCUUGCGAGGAAAGAAAAGGAAGCAGAAAAGGGGGGGAGUUUCUGUCAUUCAGACCGGCGAUUUCGAUGUUAUUGGAGUUCAAUUUAAAAAGGAUGGCUACACCGAUGGUGCUAUUCCAGAAACGGAUGAUAGGGCCUACGCUCUCACUGAACUUGGAGGACCAGCUGACUUGGAAGACGAGUUUUCUUUACACGAUUUAACAGAGGAAAGGCGCGAGAAAGCCAUUCAUGUGUUGAGAGAAAUCCGUCAAAAGUAUCCAGAUGCUGACCACGAAACGGUCGAGCGACUUCUCGAACAAGAAAAUUUACGACUCCAGCCGAAAAGUAGAGCAUAUUAUCGUAUCGAAGCAACGCGUAAAAUGGUUGGAAGUGGUAACAUGAUCAAAAUGAAGCAUGAUAAACUUGAGAAAGCUAGUAGCUCUGUAGCAGAUGCUAAGCUUGAGAUCCAAGAUAUCGAGUACGAUGACCCAUCUGUAGUAAAAGUAUAUUUUGACCCUGACGAAUACGAGGUGAAAGAAAACUGUGGAAGUGUCUAUAUGACCAUUACUCGCGCUGGUGGUGAUAUUAAUAACACUGUUUUCGUCGAUUUUAGGACCGAGGAUGGGACAGCUAAGGCCGGGGACGAUUACGAUAAAACCGAAGGCACAGUAUGUUUUAGACCAGGAGAGACCCAAAAAACCAUCUCUGUCGUUAUCAUUGAUGAUGAUAUUUUUGAGGAGGACGAACACUUCACUGUUUCUCUUGGAAAUGUUCGCAUUGCAGGUCCUGAUGGAGAUCUUAUGCGAAAUACCUAUCGAGGUCCGCCUGGAAAAAUCAUUCGAGGCGGUAAAGCUAUAAUAGUAAUUCUUGAUGAUGAUUACCCCGGUAUGUUCACAUUCGAGGAGGAGUCUGUGUCAGUACCCGAGGCAAAUAAAAUCGUGAAAAUUCGGGUAAACCGCAACACUGGUGCCCGUGGAACUGUGCGAAUACCUUAUCAUACUGAAGAAGGUACUGCAAAAGGCGGUGGCGAGGACUAUGAGGACGCUGUAGGAGAACUCGAAUUUUUAAACGAUGAAACUCACAAAUUUAUUGAGAUUGGCAUCAUUGAUGAUGAAGAUUAUGAAAAGAAGGAAAACUUCUUUGUAAUUCUUGGAGAACCACAACUUGUCAGAGAUGAGGAUGAUCCCCGUCCCUUAUCAGAUGACUAUGAUCCCGAAAAAGAGCGUAUUGAGGAACUAGGAAAGCCGAGGCUCGGUGAAAUUUCCAAAAUCGAGGUGGUUAUUAUUGAAAGUAAAGAAUUCAGGAACACAGUGGAUAAGCUGCUUGCUAAGGCCAACCUUGCGUUAGUAGUUGGGACAUCUUCUUGGAGAGAGCAAUUUAAAGAUGCUCUUACUGUUGGAGGUAGUGGAGAAAAUGARAGUGAAGAGCCUUCCCCUCCGAGUUUUGGAGACUACAUGAUGCACUUCCUAACCGUGUUUUGGAAACUGCUGUUUGCUUGUGUUCCACCCACAGAUAUUUGGGGUGGCUGGGCAUGUUUUGUUGUUUCCAUUAUAAUGAUUGGUGUUCUGACUGCAUUUAUUGGAGACUUAGCUUCACACUUUGGAUGCACUAUUAGCCUUUCAGAUAGUGUUGUUGCCAUAACAUUUGUUGCUUUGGGAACAAGUCUUCCAGAUACUUUUGCCAGCAAAGUUGCAGCAAUAAAUGAUGAAACUGCUGAUUCUUCGGUGGGUAAUGUGACUGGCAGUAAUUCUGUUAAUGUGUUCCUUGGAAUCGGCUUGGCAUGGUCUGUAGCUGCAAUAUAUCAUGCUGCUAAUGGAAGGGAAUUUAAAGUUGAUGGGGGUUCCUUAGGUUUUUCAGUAAUGCUCUUUUGUAUUGCUGCAUUGGUGGCAAUUACAAUCAUGAUGAUACGUAGAAAUAAAAAGAUAGGAGGUGAGCUUGGAGGCCCAAGAAAUCACAAAAUUGCAUCAUCAAUUUUGUUAGCUUCGUUGUGGGUUAUCUACAUUUUGCUUUCAUCCCUGCAGUCAUAUUGCCAUAUUAAUCCGGGUUUCUAGGCCAUUCCUGGUAAUACUUUUAUUAAAGCUAGUUCUAGAUAGAUGUACAUGAUUGUAAAGUAUGUACAUGCUUUUUUAAUAAACAAUAUAGGCAAGUACAUGUUCGUAUCACGCAUGUAGUUUACAGUAUGAACCCAACUGACUGUACAAAGUAUGAGCUUACUAAAUCAUAUCUGUUAAAUAUAGUAUAUACCGUAUAGUGUCGGCAUUUAACUGCAGUUAACUGCAGUUCAUUUUCUGGAAAUGUGUGUGGACCCAUUGUAUAUUUAUAUGUGAGUAGAAUUUCUCGUUGGUUCUCUCUUUUGCUUCGAGAUUCUUUUGGGAUUCUCCGGUUUUUCCUCCUUCCGCAAAAAUUUCAGUUUGGCAUGACUCAUUCUAACAUAGAUGCAAAAUAAUAUGUCAGUUAAAAGCAAUCAUUCUCACAAAAGGAGAUUUGCUAACUCCCACUUGUAGAAUGAAUUUCCUCAUGAGAAUAUUAAGACAACUGGUGUUGAUUAACUGAACAAAUGAAAGUGUACUACGACCGAUCGAUUCUGGUAGUGAAAUAUAGAUGACGUCAUCAUGCAAACGACCUAUUACCAUUCAUAGAUUGUAAUUGCAUCUCAUAGUUUCAUGCAUGCAUCGGUACUAGCUUUGAUAGCUGUAAUCAAAUGCACACUGUACAGACAAAUGGGUUCAUAUUCUAAUCUAUUAUUGUCUAUAUGAAACCUGAGAUAUGAAGUACUUAACUACUGUUUUACUAUAUUCAAAAAAAGGUUGCUCUCAACCAAUUACAAUUGCAACCUGAUAGUCAAUGUAGCCUACUCUUGAUCUCCUUGAAAUUUCUAUUUCCUCUGGCCUUCAGGUAAUGUGUUUUAGCAACAACUUUUCAUUGUUUGACUAAAAGUGCACAUACAAGUAAUUCAUGAUUSAAUAUUCUCGGUAUUGAUACUAGAGUGAAGGCAUUUAAUCAAGAAAUAAAUAAUACUAGUCAACGAGUAAUAGUCAAAUAUAGACAAAAACAAUGGAAUUAGGUUCUACUAAUGUGUAUUAGUCUAAUAUCUAUUUCACGGGUUUUGUGACUAUACCUCAGGUGAUUAGUUGAAAAAUAAUGGUAAAAUAUUUCUUGAUUUGAGUGAUGCAUCUUUAAAUUAUAAUAGUUUAUACUUUUAUCGUAUACAUUUAGUAGUGGUUGUUAUGGUAACAAUGUUUGUCAUUGUGUGAAAACAAAUCAUUACUCUUAAGUAAACCAUGAGCAAAAUAAAGAUGCUUUUUGUAUACCUUAAUGAAGGCUAACCUGACGUAAUAAACACAACGCUCCAAUCAAGAAAUAGGUUACCAUUGAACUAUUUCAGGUACAAUCAAUGCUGAGAGUUAAAAAAAAAGUUUAUACGAUUAAGAGUGGGCUACUAUUCUAUUUAAGAUAUAUUUUGAUAGCUACAACUACUAAUUAUAUUAUGUAAGGUUCAGUUAGGAUUGGUAAUCUAUAGUAUACUCUUAUUAUAUAGCUACAUAAUUUAAUGUAAUUUAAUCUUUAAUUAACUUAUUCAGRUAGGAAGUGAAGUCGUACAUUGUACAAGUACAGUACAUUGUAUGCAUUUAUUUGAAAAUUUUACAGAAUUGUAAAACUUGAGAAGUUGACAUUGGUACAUAUUUAUUUUUGUUUCGCUCAUGGCCAUGGAUUCCUGAAUAUUUCUGACUGAAAUUUUUGACAAACUUAUUUAGCUUUGUGGCGGGACACAAAAUGGUAAAAGAUGUAACUUAGUUGUUAUCUAUAAUGGGAUCAGUCUAUAUUCACGAAACACGCCUUGAUGGUUUUCGCAUUGUAAUGCACAUUAGAUUGCUAAGCCAGGACAGACAACUUCAAAUUAGGAGAUUUGUAAUUUUGUAUUACAUUUUUUCCGAUAAAUGAAAUAACUCGCCAAUUUGCUUUUGGGCACUAGUGUAGAAAAUAAACGGCUUUUGAAAUUAACCUUACUCGAUUCGUAAAAUCAGGGACUAUGUAAAAAUUCCAAAACUACAUGCCGAUUAUUAUUAUCUCUGGAUAGUUUUAAACAAUAUUUAGAAUAAAAUUAAAUCUCUAGGACAAGCUAAUCUUUUACGAAUGGUCUCUUCUAGCAAUGUUCUCCCCUGGAAGACAGAAUGGCUAAUUUGCAUUACAAUUCGCGUCCAGCAUACAGGCUCAAUUUCUUUAGGUUUUACAUAUAUGUACUCGUAAAGUAUACUGAUUGGUUUGGAGCGAUAGCUUUAUGAGAAUACACAGCACUCGCGCGCAUGUUUAUCGUUACUCGUAUUUUAUAAAAGAAAUAAAAACCUUGCUUGCUGUGAUGCCGGUGGAGUUAUAAAGCACUUGGGAAUUGCCAGAACACUCGAGAAGCACUGCUCUUCGCGUUGUGCUUUUCCUAUAGAACUUCUCUCGUGUUCUACCAACCCCGCGUGCUUUUCAGCACAGCACGWGCACGCGUUUUCUAUUUCUUCCAUUAUAUGAGUUUACGUUAUCUAUAAACCUGAUAGGUAGAAAAUAGGUUUUAGAAUAGAAACACGUACUAAAAUUAAAAGAAAUUUCAGGGUCAAAUUAAACUCAAGCUUGAACUUCACGAGAAUGUUUCACCCUAUGUAAGGUAUACUUUAAUUUAUUUAUGUAACAGGUAUGGGUUUUUUGAAGUAAUGAUUAUUAAUUACAAUAGAUGAACUAUAGUAUGCCAUUAAUGUGAGGGCGGGAACCUUAUUAUGCAGAUAGAGGCCUAUGCCAUGAUCGUAUUGAACAUAUUAUAAAAAGGUGUAACACAUUUUAGUUUUAAAUUAACAUUUUGUCAAAUUUGAUGUUAUUAAAUGGAGUACUGAUAUUCUAUCAGUGACUAAAAAAA
This is a messenger RNA of Actinia tenebrosa (Australian red waratah sea anemone), 5909 nucleotides long. Its product is annotated as sodium/calcium exchanger 1. The record is from RefSeq and is a predicted model, not a curated record. Lineage: Eukaryota; Metazoa; Cnidaria; Anthozoa; Actiniaria; Actiniidae. Gene Ontology annotation, cellular component: sarcolemma; axon; postsynapse. Gene Ontology annotation, molecular function: calcium:sodium antiporter activity. Gene Ontology annotation, biological process: cell communication; sodium ion transmembrane transport; calcium ion import across plasma membrane.